AUGGCCUGCACUUGUCCUUUGAUAACAGUGUACUCUGAAAAGGGAGAAGUAUCGGGCAAAAAUGUUACCUUGCCUACUGUAUUCAGGGCACCCAUUCGUCCUGAUAUAGUCCACUUUGUACACACCAACCUGCGCAAGAAUAACAGGCAGCCUUAUGCUGUGAGCAAGCUUACUGGUCAUCAGACUAGUGCUGACGCAUGGGGAACUGGUCGGGUUGUGGCUCGUAAUCCUUGUGUCCGCGGAGGCGGAACUCACCAUUCUGGCCAGGGUGCCAUCGGAAAUAUGUGUCGUGGAGGACGUAUGUUUGCAACCACCCAAGACCUGGAGAAGAUGGCAUCGCAGAGUUAAUAUUACUCUGAAGCGUCAUGCCAUUUGCUCUGCUCUUCCAGCUUCAGCCCUCCCUGCCUUUGUUCUGUCUAAUGGACACCGCAUUGAGGAGAUCCCAGAGGUACCCCUAGUUGUUGAAUACAAAGUUGAAAACUACAAAAAGACAAAGGAGGCAGUGCUCCUUCUAAAAAAAAUAAAGGCCUGGAAUGACAUCAAGAAGGUGUAUGCAUCCCAGUGA
Molecule: messenger RNA, 565 nt
Organism: Pelobates cultripes (western spadefoot toad)
Lineage: Eukaryota; Metazoa; Chordata; Amphibia; Anura; Pelobatidae
Source: the annotation of a GenBank genome assembly